AUGUCCCGUAAAAAUAAAGUCGCUUUCAUUCAGAAUGAAGAACCAGCUUUCAUCAAACAGUUUAAGGAGAGGAUUGGUUACAAGGAAGGACCGAAUGUGAACACGAAACGAGACGAAGUUGAGUAUGACGACAGUGACGAUGAAGGGAGGGAAAAAGAGGAGGAGAAGCCGACGGUCGUUGUUUUAAAACCGGGAGAUAUUUCUCAAGAAGAGGCUGACAAAAUCAUGAAAGAAGCCGAAGAGCCAGCUCAUAAAAUCGGUGAAAAAAUAACGUUUAAAAAACCUGUGAAACGAACGAAUGACUCAGAAGAAAAUGGA
Molecule: messenger RNA, 318 nt
Organism: Lottia gigantea (owl limpet)
Lineage: Eukaryota; Metazoa; Mollusca; Gastropoda; Lottiidae
Exons: 1
Source: RefSeq, a predicted model, not a curated record